ACUGAUUGAUGUAAAUGCAGUUUUAUUCAGAAAUUUAGCCAAGCGUCCUUUAAAAUAGUAUGUCCCCUAAAACACGGCAAAUUAUUCACCAUGGAUCAAAAAAUUAUGUACGCUUUCAGGGGAUGGAUAGCUUUCGUUGCCUUCAUGGAUAUUGGUGUUGCAAUUAGAUCUUUUAUUGAAAGCAAAUGCAUAUUUGGUGAAUAUUCUUUCAGGAAAACAGACGGUCUUGUUGAGCAGAAUGAUCCAACACUUCCAAGAGUUUUGGGAAUGUACUCCAUUCUUAAAGCGAUAGCCCUUAUACACUGUACAGUAUUCAUUCAUUAUUUACCAAUCAUCAGCAUGGGAAUAUGUGCAAUAGUAUCAAGCAUUAUCAUGUAUUUAAUGGAAGCCUUGUAUUUCAAGUCAGCUGCCUUGAAUUUCUACAUUGUAUUUCCAUGUGUUCUUAAUUGUUUGACUUUGUUUGGAUUAAUUUUGGUACCGAAAAAGUUCUUAAAUGCUCCUACUGUAGCUGAAGAUGAGAAUGCUGAAUUAUUGAAACAAGUUUCAGCAUUCAAAAAAAGAAAGCCUAAAAAAAUUAGUUAAUUAGGGAAAGUUGUUUUCCAUUAUUGGAUUUACCAUUUUCUUAAUUUACAUCACUGGUUGAAAACUAAACUUCGUUUUAUAAAUUGUUUAAUAUUGAAAUAACUGACGGUUGUAAGUUGUGUAUUUGUGAAGUUCUCUGUCGGAGAUUUAAUUAUGGUUUUUAAUACCCUUAAAUUUGAUCAUUUACAAGUGAUGCUCUGGUUAUUCAGUGAAGAACAAUACCAUUUUAUGCUGGGUAUAUAACUAAAGAUUUAAUAUGCUUCUGUUUGAUAUACAUUUUAUUUGUAUAAAAUGAUCAAUAGUUACGAUAUUAGGGUGCUGCUUGCUAGACAAUUUUUUAAUUUUUAAUGUAAUGAUGCAUUUUCUCUUCAGAUUGGUUAUAAUGGGGUUUGUUUGCUUCUACUAGGUUUAGUUAUUUUAAACUUAAUAUAAAUGAAAAAAUGGUAAACUAAGGCCUACAUUUAGAAUUUAUUCUAACUAAUACAUCAUUUAGCUUUACAUAUACUCAUAUACAUUUUUGAACAUAAAACUGAAAGCUAAUCAAAUAAUAAUAAUUAGCAUCAUCAAUACCAAUUAGAUAUUUCAACUAGUUGAAAUUGAAGAAAUUUUGCCUUGAAAUAAUAGCAGAGUACAAAAAUUAUAUUAGUACAUUUUUCACUAAUUUUCACCAAGUUCUGGCACCAAAUAAACUGUUGGUUUAUGAUAGAGUAGAGAUUCUAGUUUUCUAGCCUAGUUUGGAAGGAUAUAGAGUCAAUAUAAAACAUGCUUGUAUAUUUAUUUUGAAGCAUCUUAAAAAAUACUUGAUAUUCACUCAUUGUUAAGAAAAUAUGAUAUGGUAUCUUAUGAUUAUCUUAAAUGGUUUAGCUUUGGUUAUUAAAUCAUCAAAAGCAUAAUUCUAAAAAUUAUAAAUAUAAAAUUUUCCAAU
Molecule: messenger RNA, 1507 nt
Organism: Nezara viridula (southern green stink bug)
Lineage: Eukaryota; Metazoa; Arthropoda; Insecta; Hemiptera; Pentatomidae
Source: the annotation of a GenBank genome assembly